Messenger RNA from Scedosporium apiospermum, 1497 nucleotides. RefSeq lists its product as uncharacterized. Bases 1 to 1497 code for a protein of 498 amino acids. Gene Ontology annotation, biological process: amino acid metabolic process; biosynthetic process. Gene Ontology annotation, molecular function: transaminase activity; pyridoxal phosphate binding. The record is from RefSeq and is a predicted model, not a curated record. The transcript has 4 exons. Lineage: Eukaryota; Fungi; Ascomycota; Sordariomycetes; Microascales; Microascaceae.
AUGAGGAACGCCCGAUGGGGCACUACAGGAGUAUCCGGGAGUAGAGGCCGCUACGAAAGGUUUAACUCCAUGCAGCUUCCAUCUCACCGAGGGCGUCCAGCCAGGCUAGACGCUGCGAAAGGCUCGAGCCCUCAGACCAUCUUUAGACCCUCGGACCGGGCUCUUGCGACUUUCAACCAGGGCCAGGCGUGGGACUACAUGGAGAAAUUCGCGAACAUCCCACGGUACGAUGAAAAGCUUCGCCCUGAUGGGCUCUUGAAUCUCUCGGGUGCAAUGAACUGCCUCAUGAACGACUGGAUGCAGGACUAUGUGGCCAAGAGCCAACCGGUGGACGACGUAUACCCGAGCCUGACGUAUGGGUCGAGAUACGGAUCAAAAGACUUGCUUGCGGCGGCUGCUUCAUUCUUUAACCGCUUCUUUAACCCUUAUCACACAGUCUUGAGUGAUCAGGUCCUGGCAUGCAAUGGGGUGACGUCCUUGUUGGCCCUUUGUACUUGGCUUAUCUGCGAUCCUGGUGACGCAGUCCUUUAUCCCACGCCAAAUUUCUACAUGCUCGACUACGAUCUUGGCUCGCGGGGGGAAGUCGUCACCGUACCGGUAUCUACGACCUCUAUUACCGACCCCUUUUCUGAAGCCGGCGCCAGCCAGUUGGUGCAGCUGUUUGAUGCAGCCGCCGACAAAGUCGAAAGCGAACAGGGUCGCCGCUGCCGGAUACUUUGUAUCUGUAACCCUGCAAACCCCCAGGGCAGGUGUUACUCACCUCGGAGUCUGCAGGUCCUGGCAGCGUGGUGCACUCGGCGCGGCGUGCACCUGGUGGUGGAUGAGGUGUACGCAAUGUCCGAUUUCCAUGCUGGUUUGCCGCAUCGAGGUGAUCGAUACGACAGCUUUUCGUCCGUUCUAAGCAUUCCCUCCGAAGCUCCGCCGGAGAACCUACAUUGUCUCUACAGUAUGAGCAAGGACUUUGACAUGGGAGGCCUGCGCCUAUCCUUCUUGGUCACUAGAAAUGCACUGCUACGGCAGGCUGCCACUCGUGUCACCUGGUUCACUUGGAUUUCUGCUUUUCCAGCUGCGUUCAUGACACGGUUCCUCCAACAACUCGACGGUGUAGAAGACUAUCUAAGCCUGUAUCGCACGCGCCUCGCAACGGCGUAUCACAAGGCAGCCACAGCACUCUCAACGGCAAGCAUCCCUUUCGAACCUGCUAGUGCUGGUCUCUUCAUCUUUGUAGACUUGAGCCGCUGGUUAAGGUUCUUUCCACAGUUUGGUCCACAGACACCCGAGCUUGAGUUGUGCGAGUGGCUUAUCCAAGGCGGUGUCUUUCUGAACCCCGGUCAGUUUGCAGGCUCAGACAAAGAGGGAUGGUUCCGGCUGGUCUUCACCGAAUACCCUGAUGUGAUGGAGCUUGCUGUGGAGCGUGUUCGUAUAGCACUUAGGAAGCUGGAAGACAAGAAGAGGCUUCACUCGACUUGGCAAGCAUCAUGGGUGUUGAUGCAAUAA